Molecule: messenger RNA, 2997 nt
Organism: Mytilus trossulus (common blue mussel)
Lineage: Eukaryota; Metazoa; Mollusca; Bivalvia; Mytilida; Mytilidae
Exons: 3
Coding region: 147-1181 (344 amino acids)
Source: RefSeq, a predicted model, not a curated record
UUGUCAAUUAAGACUUGACAGGUUAGGUGACAAAUAAUAAAAUACAAUGGUCAUUGGUAUUCUUAUAUAUACCAAACAUACAAUAGAAAUACUGACCAUAACAAACAUACAAUAGAAAAGGACUCUAUUCUACUACACACCGGACUAUGUUAGUACCCAAAGGAUUGCUACUUCUAUUCCUGUCAGUUUCUGAAAUUAAUUGCCAGUUUAGGCCUGGAUUGACAAAUCCGUUUGGAACAUGGGGUGCAGGCCAACGCAACCAAAACCUACAAGGGCAACGAGUAGCGAACAUUAUCAAUUCUCAACCUCUAGGGUUAAACGAACAACAAGGACAACAACUUUUUAAUCAAGUGGCGCAACAAGUAUUACAAACCAUGGGAUCAACGUCACAGCUACAGAACUUUAAUUCUCCAGACGGAUUCAACCAACGAUUUGGUUCCUUUUCUCCAGAUCAGCUAUUGCCACCGAAUCCUAUUGGAUCUGCCGACGGUUCUAUCCCAGGCGUACCAAAUACAGCUUUUCCAAAUAACUUACCCCAAACAAACAAUUUCAAUAACGCUCAACCUGGAUUGGGGCUACAACCAGGCAGAUUUCCAUUCACUGGAGUAAAUGGAAGGUCUCAGGCACCUUUUAGUUCAGGUUUUGUACAAGGUGGACCACAAACACCUUUCAGUCCAGAUACACUACCUGGUGGACAAGAAUCACCAUUUAAUUCACGUUUUGGUGUUGAUCAGUCACGUUUAGGUCCAGGUCCUGGCAUUUUACCGUUCGAUAGAAACCUCUCGCCACCUAGACUAGAAGGUGGACGUGGUGAUUUUCCAUUCAUAUCUGGACCAAUGCGGGAUAACUUUCCGGGUGCCAUACCAGUUGGUUCGUUAAAUGCGCAUGGGCCUAGCGGUGGAUUUGACCCUAUUGAAAGAGAACUGCAAAUAAACACCAGACUAAACGGAAGGUUACAAGAUAUGCAUAUAAAGCAUGAUACAUUACCAAUGAUCGGAGCUGGCAGAAAUCCAUUACAAGACAUUAAAAGGGAAAAUCGAAGAUUACGAAAAUUAAUUCGACAGAAGAAGCGUAAUUUAAACUCUAAUUACGAGGAUAAGAAGAAACAACAAAAAGAGAAAAAGAAAGGCGCUGUAAAAGGUUUGCUGUUAGGUGCAUUAGGCGCCUUUCUAUUAGGAUAAAUGAAUGGGAAAAUAUACAAACCAUUAUGAGAAAGUCAGUAGGGACCAGAUGACAAUUUUGCACAGUGUUGAUGAACUUAAGAAAGACAGCAAACAUCCAGAUGAAACCUAUAUCAAAAGUAAAAUUUGAAUUCGGAUUUUUAUCGUCAUAGGAGGGAUUUAUGGAUUAUUUAAAUUCGUUACUACCAUUCCGCCUGAAAAUUUGACAAACCGAAUUCAAUAUACAUGUAUAACAUAGCAAAAUGAAUUGUUAUGACGAACAUAAAACAACCUGUUAUAACAAAUUCCCAACCAUAUGUCAUGUUUUGGAAUCACAAACAUCUUUCAAUAUUUGUUUUAUUGCUGUAAACAAUGAGAUAUGCGAUAAUCAGUUUAAUGUGUAAGAAACGAUCAUUACAUUUUGUUAAAAUGAAAAAUUGCAAUUCAUUUUGACAAUAAAACUUUGAUAUCGAAUUAUCCACAAUUUGUGAUUAUGGAUAGUCAUUAUAAUAACUUUUGAUUUAAUUCAGAGAACUUGUUACUGUGUUGUAGCAGUCCAAACUUGCCGGUUAACUUACACUUUGUUGCCAAGCCUUUAGUUUUGCACACUGUUGCAUUAAUUUUGAUAGUUUAUCGGGGUUAUUUUGCCAUGACGUUGUCUCGACAUUUGAGUUUAAAUAUGCCUCUUUAUGGAAAUACUGCAUUCAACAGAAAUUACGAAUGGAUUCAUUAAUAAUAUGAUCUUGUCCUGUUGAUGAAAUAUUUGGAAGUCUUUUUUAAAUACGAACUAAGACUUAAAAGUAUAUCAAAUAAUCCACACUCAUCUGUAUCCACAGUUCUUUAGUAUAUCAAAUUAUAAAAGUAGUUGUGCAUUGUAAUAAAUUCACGUAAUGGUGAAUUUCUUCAGUGAAAUUAGUUAGUUUGUAGUUAGCGUUACAUAAUGUUUUUUUCCCCGGAUAUGGCAAUUUUGAUUUUAUAUUAACAUUUUUUUCAGUUUUAAAAUUUGUCAUUAUAAAUUUAUUUUAACAAUAUAUCAUUAGUUUGUAAAAAAAUUUUACUUUUGAGUAUCAACUUCAGUCUGAGAUAUUCAAAUUGAAAAUAUUUUUAAUGUUGUAAUAAUAUAUCAGACUUAUUAUUUUUUCGAAUUUCGUUAUUACUUUUUUUUUUAGAUCCAUGAUAAAUUAAAUCUGCAAUAAUGGAUUAAUAAAUUCGUGUUUUAUUUCAAACUACAAAGUAUGAUACAACAAGAACUUAUGAAGUAUGCUGCUAAUCUAAUACAUUAAAUAAUAUUGAAAAUGAAAAUGGGGAAUGUGUCAAAGAGACAACAACCUGACCGAAGAGCAGACAACAGCUAGCCGAAGAUCACCACGUCUUGUAUUUGUGUUAGGUCAAUAUAUGAAAAAAGCUUAGAAUGCUUUAGCUACGGCUAUUACUUAUCUCAAAGUUUGGCCUAAAUGAUUGGAUAAUAAGACCAUAUAUUGUCAUUGCUGUUUUCAUGUUGGACGUGACUACAUACAACUCAUGCGCAUGUUUUAUGAACGUAUAACACACACUUGAAACAAUAAUCGAAAAGUUAAAUCUCUUGUCAAUAAAUUGAUUAAUCUGAUUUUGAUACAUAGGCUAACUACGCUAGAUCAAAGCCAAUUUAUAGCCAAAUAUCCCGAUAAUGUAGACAAGAUUCUUGUUGAUUGUCGCACAUUUCUUAUGGUACUGUGCAAUACGAUAUUUGAAAUAUCUGACCUUUAUUAAAGAUCGUAUGAUAUAAACGACUAUUCAAUAGAAUGUAUAGUUAUUAAAUCAUAAUUCAGUCCUGAUGAAAUAAAAAAUACUAUUUGAA